AUGAAGUUCUCCGCCGUACUAGCUCUCUCCGCCGCCGCGCUGGCCUCCGCCCGAUCCGCUCGCAACACCUACCCCGUUCGUCGCGAUGGUCACAAGAAGUCUGCUUCCUCCGCAGAAAUCGCCAAGGCUCUCCCCGCUGGCAUGACAGGAUUCGGAGUUUCCAACAGCCAGGUCACCGAAGUUAUCAUCAUCUGGGCGAACCCCGGUGCUGGCGCGCCUACGAUCAACAUCAACCCUCCCGCCGGCGGCGCUGCUGCUCCCCCCGCCGCCGCGCCCCCCGCGGCUGCUCCUCCCGCCACUCCUCCUCAGCCUCCUGCUGCUGCCCAGACUCACAACGUUAUGGUCGGUGGUGCCGCUGGUCUCGUCUUCGUUCCCGAUCAGAUCAAGGCUGCCGUUGGUGACAUGGUUGUCUUCACUUUCAUGAGCCAGAACCACACCGCUACGCAGUCCUCCUUCGCGAAGCCUUGCGAUCCCCUCGCCGGUGGUAUGAACUCUGGCUUCAUGGCCAACCCCAACAACACCGUCAGCCCGCCUCCCCAGGUUGCCAUGCAAGUCAUGGUCUCUGACCCCUUGUGGUUCUACUGCGCUCAAGCCAACCACUGCGGCAAGGGCAUGACCUUCUCCAUCAACCCCACCGCCGAGAAGUCCCAGGCCUUGUUCCAGUCUAUGGCUAUCCAGCAGAAGGGCAACGGAGCUCCCAGCGCCAUCGUCGGCGGCACUCCCCCGGCUGCCGCUCCCGCUGCCUCUGCUCCCGCUGCCUCCGCGCCCGCCGCUGCGCCCCCUGCCGCUGCUCCUGCCGCUCCCGCCGCUCCUGCUGCCGGCGGUGCCGUUACCCCCGGCACUGGCCAGAUCAACGGCGCCGGUGCUUGCGUCUGCGCCGUCACCUGCUCAGCUGGCUCUUUCCCCGCGGCCGCACAAGGCGUUGGUGCUUUCGGCGGCAUGGCAGGCUCUCUCCCCAUGAACAUGAUGGAGGCUUAA
Molecule: messenger RNA, 978 nt
Organism: Colletotrichum chrysophilum
Lineage: Eukaryota; Fungi; Ascomycota; Sordariomycetes; Glomerellales; Glomerellaceae
Exons: 3
Coding region: 1-978 (325 amino acids)
Source: RefSeq, a predicted model, not a curated record